Molecule: messenger RNA, 4452 nt
Organism: Metopolophium dirhodum (rose-grain aphid)
Lineage: Eukaryota; Metazoa; Arthropoda; Insecta; Hemiptera; Aphididae
Product: protein mahjong-like
Exons: 27
Coding region: 190-4428 (1412 amino acids)
Biological process (GO): protein ubiquitination
Cellular component (GO): Cul4-RING E3 ubiquitin ligase complex; nucleus
Molecular function (GO): protein binding
Source: RefSeq, a predicted model, not a curated record
GUUGUUGUUUCUCGUAAUUGCUGGUCAUUAGUUAUCGCUUGUGGUUUCUGCUGAACAGAUUAAAGAAGUUUUGCGAGAGUACAUUUUUUAUGUUACCAUUGGCUGCUUCCCGGGCUGCGAUUAGUGAUUAAUUUGAACGUCGUCCUGCCAUAGUGGUAACUUGGUGUUUAGUUACCGUUGCAUAGAGCUAUGGAGCAGUCAGUCAGCGAGCUAACCAACUUGCUCUGGAGAUGGGAAUAUGAAAUGCCGACCACUAACUACAACCCCAUUCCGACGUUGAUCAGAUUGUGUGAAUUAUUUGAAACGGAAACAAAAAAAUAUCUUAUAAAAGACCCACAUUAUUUUUAUGAUCGCCAUCCAUCUCGAAUAGACCCUAAUUGUGUAUUGGGCAAGAUGUAUGAGAUUCUGUUUCGCAAAGAUUCUUUAAUAAAUAAGUUACUAACGGACUAUUUAAAAGAACAUCAUUGGCCAAGACAAACUAAAGAUAACCACAAUUUAAAUGUUGCUGCGUGUAGGCUUAUAAUGAAUCUCAUACCAGGUUUAGAAACAUCUUUUGUAUUUGAAAGUUUUGCAAUUGAUCAAGUUAUUCAAAGGCUAUUCACUUGGGCAGAAAAUACUAAUGAACCAUUGCAAACUUAUGCAACAGGAUUAUUGGCAUAUUGUAUGGAGUUGACAGACACUGCUACUAAUUUCAUAGACAAUAAUAAUAAACUUGUCCCGAUUAUAUUGGAUCGUCUACAUUCAUAUUAUACCCAAUCUUUUGAAGAAAAAGAAAUCAAUCAAAGCAUGCAGUCAUAUAAAAAUACAAAUUAUGAGGUGCCUAAUUAUGAUACAGGUGCUCUGUCUUCAAAAACGAAAAAAAGAGAAGAAAAUGGUAUUUGUGGUGAUGGUAAUUUUUUCUAUCCUGAGUCUAUUGCAAGCAACUGGAUACAAAUCUAUCCACCUACGUUGACUACAAAAUUAGUUUACUGUCUCAAAUAUUUAGUACCAACUGGAGAAUAUCAAGAGUUCUUAAGCCAUGCCUACGAGAAAAAUUCACUAAAAUUAGUAAUGAAAAUAAUUAAUUCUUCAGAAAAACAAAAUGAUUAUAUAACUUUUGAAGCAUUAAAAUACUUGGCUGCUCUUUUAUGCCAUAAACACUUUGUCACUGAAUUCAUUGAUUCACGUGGAUUACAAAAAUUACUUUUAAUUCCAAAACCUAGUAUUCCAUCUACCGGUGUUUCCAUUUGCUUUUAUUAUUUGUCAUAUUGCGAAGAAGCAAUGGAAAGGAUUUGUCUUUUACCUGAACAUGUCCUUAUUGAUCUUGUAAAGUAUGCACUUUGUAUGUUGGAGUGUUCUAAUGAUUCAAGUAAAUAUCACGCAACUAUGUUCUUCAGUCAUAGUUUUCAUUUUAGAGUUAUUCAAGAAAUAUUUGAUAACCAUGACGGAUUACGUAAACUGUUUAAUAUGGUGAGUACAUUGCCUAUUCUUUCAUCUGAAGAUCCAUCAUAUAGUUCAUUAAUUGAAGAUGCUGAAUGUUCUUCUAAACAAAUUAUUCGUCAUGCCUGUGCUGGUUUGAAGCAUUACUUUGAAGCACAUUUACAUAUAAAAGCUCAGCAAAUACGUCGAGCAAAAAUAACAGAUUCUGGUCUGUUAAUUUCAUCAACAAUGGUUCAUAAUUUUUUCUCAGUACCUGGUUAUAAAUCUACAAAAAAAUCUCGUGCUGAAGUCCAAGAAGAAAUAGAGUUAUUAUCAAAUGCAGUGUCCCUGAAUUGGACACCAAUAGAUCAAUUACUCAAAUUGGGUGGCUUAAGUUUAUUAUUGAAAAUAAUUAGUUUUGCAUAUGAAUGGAAUUUUUUCGGAAGGCAAGUAUGUGAAGUGAUUAAAAAUGCACUUGAAGUAUUAAAUAUAUGCGCUGUAUUACCAAAAACUCAAUUGGCAUUAUGUGAAAUAGCAUCCCCUAAUGUUCCAGCAGCUAAUCAAAAUGAUACCUUUACAGUGGAAGAAGAUGACCCACAAGCUGAAAAUAACAAUGUCGGAUUAAAUAUUAUUAUAAAAGCAGCAGGAGAUCUUUUAGAUGCUGAUAUUCAAAAAGCUGCUCUUUCUGUUAUUAUAACUUGUGUUUGUGGUGCACCAAUGUAUAGGGAAGGUGGAAGUAUAGCAUAUUUUUCAUCACAUGGAUUAAAUAAUAAACGAACACCUAAGGCACCUUAUGAUGAUAAUAUGAUUGAAAAAGUAUGGGAUUGUUUUAGAAAUAAUAAUGGAAUUAUGGUUUUAGUUACUUUAAUGACUAUAAAAACACCAAUUACUGAUGUUGACGAUAUACGAGGAUUAGCAAGUCAUGCAUUGGCUGGAUUGGCUCGCAGUGAAUCAGUUCGACAAAUUAUCAGGAAAUUACCUUUAUUUAACAGUGGCCAAUUACAACGUUUAAUGGAAAAUCCUGUAUUGCAAGAAAAACGUCAAGAACAUGCAACAUUUCAAAAAUAUGCUUUAGAGUUAAUGGAAUUAGUUUCGAGAGAAAAAAAAAGUAAUGGAGCUAUAAUAGAAGCAUCAGUGGCAAAUAUAAAUCGAGCAAAUGUUGUUGCACAAACUGAAAUUAAUUACAAUGAACAGCAAUUUCUCCUUUUAAUGUAUCAACAUUUAAUGGCAAAAGGUUUGUCCACAACUGCAGAAUCAUUAGUACAAGAGGCAAAUCUUAAUAUAUCCUACAAACCUACACCAUUUACAUAUAUUUCCCAUUGCCGCAAUCAGUCAAUUAGAGGAGGAAUGUAUCCUAUAAGUUCUAGACACAUGAUACAGAACAAAAAAUCUGAAUUAGCCAAUUCAUCAAAUGCUCCUUUAGGUGCUGUAUUUAGUGAAAGAGGAAUAAAAUCAACUCCAAAACGUUUGAAUAUCAUUAGACGAUCAGAAAAUCUACCGAAACUGGAGCCGGAACAAGAACUUGAGUCGCCCAUGUCUAAAUCAGUUCAUAAAAAAAUUUGCCAAGAUUUAACAUCAAUCAAUGAUAAUAAUACUAACUCAGAGGUUAGUUUAGAAUCUAUUAUUACAGAAUACUUCACAAAUCAACAUGCUUCAUGUUUACAUCCUAUGGUUACGUGUCCUCAAUUCAACUUUUUUGUUCCACACAAAUGUCCUGAUCCUAAACCAAGGAACUCAGCGGUAAACUUUGCUAUGAGAUUUUCCAAAAACAUACAUUCUAGAAAACUAAACCAAAGACUCAUACAUAGUCGUUUUUGUCCAACCAGGCAUUUCCACAUGGAUUACGAAGGAGAUUAUUACACUCGUUGCGAGUUUUUAAGUCAAAAUCGUGUUGCUGUUGGGACAAAGACUGGUGCGAUAAAAGUAUUCAAUUUAUUUACUUCUCAAGAAGAACUAUCAUUUUCAGCCCACCAAAUAUAUAUUGCAAACUUACAAUGCAGUAAUAAUGAAAGGUUGUUGUUAUCAUCUUCUUUUGGGAUACCACCUUUAACGUCUAUUUGGUCUAUAUCUGAAGAUGAGAUUAAACAUAAAUAUUCAUUGGAUGAUGAGGAAUACUGCACUUUUAGCAAUUAUGAUCAAAAUAAAAUUCUUGGAACUAGAGCUUCAAUAGCAACAAUAUAUGAUUUAGAAACUAGUGAAAGGAUAUUAACAUUAGUUCCAAAACUUUCAAAUCGGUACAUGAAAAAUCAAGCAGCAUUUGAUGCCACAAAUAAAUUAGUUUUUUCAGAUGGUGUAUUAUGGGAUACCAUCACUGGAAAAGAAAUCCAUAAGUUUGAUAAAUUAAAUCCAUGUGUGAAUGGUAUUUUCCAUCCAAAUGGUCUCGAGAUUAUAUCAAAUAAAGAAAUCUGGGAUAUGCGCACAUUCAAGUUGUUGCAUACAGUUCCAAGUCUUGAUAAAUGUGAGGUGAAAUUCUCCAAAUCAGGAGAAGGAAUGUAUUUGCAUGUCAUGGAUGUGAAACGUGAAAAUGGUUCUAUACACCAAAAUUCAUUUAUAACUUUAGACCCUAAUGACUACACAAAUAUAGCCACUGUUGAUGUUAAAAAAUUCAUAUAUGAUUUGGCUUGCAAUAGUUAUGAUACUCAAAUAGCUAUUGUUGAAAAUGAACGCAUGAAUGGAAAUGUUGAUAAGUCAAUUGUUCAAAUAUAUGAUGUUGGUAGAUUUAGAUGCGAAGAUGAAGCUGUUGAAAAAGAACAUGAUGAAAAAAUUGAUUCUGAAAGUUCAGGUUCAGAAGACGAAGACAGGUCCAGGUUUCUUUUGUACAUGGAUGAAAUGAGAUCUGAAGGAAUGGCAACAGGAGAGAUGAAUGAUAAUAAUUCAAGUGUUAGCAGUAGCAAUAGCAGCUACUUGAGUGUUGGUGAAAAUUCUCGUUCAUCUACUCCAUUAUUUGAUUCAAGUAAUGAUCCAAGUUAUGAUGGCAGUGAAAAUUCAGAUACAGAAGAUGCUGGUACUUAUUUUUAUUAUGAAAUGUAAUGCAUUUUUGUUAUUUUAAUUUAA